CUUUGGUCUCAGGGAAUUCGAUAUGAAGAAAACAUUCCUGAUGACAUUCAGAUUGAAGAUUAUUAUAAUAUUCAAUUUAAUGAUAAUGAUGAUAGUAUUCAGGUUGAUGAUGAUGAAAAAAAUGAAAAUAAUGAUGAAUUUAAUGAAAAUUCAAUUCAGAAUCUAUUACAAAGCGAGAACAAUGACGAAGAUAUGUUGGAAAUUACUGAGUAUAAUAUGUACAUUUUAGAAUGUCAGUAUGGAAGGUUAAAUGAGCAUUAUUUAGCUAUUAAAUUAGUUCCAAUUACUGGAACUUUUAGAGAAUUUCCGGAACUUGUAGUUAUUUCUAAUGCUUAUGUAAGUGCCCGUGAAGCUGCUAUACAGCAAAGCUCUGAGUCUAUAACAGCAACCAAAUGUCUUUGUAAAGGUGAUUAUUUAAAGAACUAUUGUAAAUGUAAAAAG
This is a messenger RNA of Racocetra fulgida, 441 nucleotides long. Lineage: Eukaryota; Fungi; Glomeromycota; Glomeromycetes; Diversisporales; Gigasporaceae. The record is from the annotation of a GenBank genome assembly.